AUAAUCAAAUAAGCGAGCACAUUUCAGGGAUUAGAGUUUUGUUUUGAUUUCAAUAAAACCCAAAGUGCUGCUACUGUUUGAAGAAGAAGAAGGAGGAGGAUGAAGAUAGCAGUGGAAGGGUGCAUGCAUGGCGAACUCGACAAUGUCUACAAAACCCUCAAGCAUCUCGAGGAAACCCAAAACAUCAAAAUCGAUCUCCUCCUCUGCUGCGGAGAUUUCCAGGCUGUUAGGAAUGAGCAAGAUUUGAAAAGCAUGAACGUUCCCCCGAAAUUCCGAUCCAUGAAUUCCUUCUGGAAGUACUAUUCUGGCUUGGAGGUUGCUCCUUAUCCCACCAUCUUCAUCGGUGGCAACCAUGAAGCCUCCAAUUACUUGUGGGAAAUGUAUUAUGGAGGAUGGGCUGCACCUAAUAUAUAUUUCUUGGGAGUUGCUGGGGUAAUCAAGUUUGGGAAUGUUCGAAUUGGUGGGCUUUCCGGAAUUUAUAAUGCUCGCCACUAUAAAUCAGGACACUUUGAGAGACCUCCCUAUGAUCAGAGCACCAUCAGGUCUGUGUAUCAUGUUCGAGAAUACGAUGUUCACAAACUCAUACAAAUUGAGGAACCGAUUGAUAUCUUUCUUUCUCAUGAUUGGCCCGUGAGGAUCACUGAUUGUGGGGAUUGGAGGGAGCUUGUACGGCAAAAGCCCUUUUUUAAGCAGGAGAUUGAGGAAGGAAGACUUGGGAGUAAAGCUGCUUCUCAACUUCUAGGUAAACUGAAACCACAAUAUUGGUUUUCUGCUCAUUUACAUUGCAAGUUUGCUGCUCUUGUUCAGCACGGGGAAGGAGGUCCGCUGACAAAAUUCCUUGCACUUGAUAAAUGUCUUCCUCAGCGCGACUUCUUGCAGAUAGUGGAAAUCGAAUCAGAGGCAGGCCCUUAUGAGAUUCAGUAUGAUGAAGAAUGGUUAGCCAUAACAAGGAGGUUCAACUCUAUAUUCCCGCUGACACCCAAGGGUGCAGAUUUCAGAGGUGUGAAUCUUGAGAUGGAUGAUUGUCGCCAAUGGGUUAGAAGCAGGUUACAACAGAGAGGGUGCAAACCUUUUGAAUUUGUUAAAACUGCUCCGUGUUAUGAUCCUUCUCAAUCCAAUUUUCAUGGUUCUUUUGCUGGUUGUCAUUGGAAUCCUCAAACAGAAUCUCUUUUACAGUUUCUUGACCUUCCAUACCUCCUUGAUAAGAAUCCUGAAUCAACUGACUUGUCACCUUAUCCUUCUCGCUCCAUUGGAAGAGGCCCUGUCGAUUAUGACAGUGAAGACAUUCCUAUUGAUGAUUUGGAAGAUGAUGAUCUCUCAAAUGUUCAAGACGUGGAAACUGAACUUUGAACUGCUGAAUCAAUUUUGCAAUUGACUAGCAUUUUAGACCAAUUGACUGGAGAUUUAUUUUUGAGUUUCUAUGUACAUAAAUAAUUAACAAACCAAAACAAAGCCUUUAGGCCUUUUCAAUAGUUGCAGUUGUGGACUUGUGGUUGCCAAGCCACACCAACAAACAAUUAAAAAAUGGUGACCCACCCAUGAUUUUGCCCCUUGUACUGCAAAGUCUAGCUGGAUCUGACAUAUAGUGUUGUAUACUUGUACUUAACAACUCAAUGAGAAAAUUUGUUCCAUUUCAAGGGAUUUAUUAA
This is a messenger RNA of Arachis duranensis, 1649 nucleotides long. RefSeq names its product lariat debranching enzyme. NCBI's taxonomy places the organism in Eukaryota, Viridiplantae, Streptophyta, Magnoliopsida, Fabales, Fabaceae. The record is from RefSeq and is a predicted model, not a curated record. Bases 100 to 1350 code for a protein of 416 amino acids. Gene Ontology annotation, biological process: mRNA splicing, via spliceosome. The transcript is spliced from 9 exons. Gene Ontology annotation, cellular component: nucleus. Gene Ontology annotation, molecular function: RNA lariat debranching enzyme activity.